Molecule: messenger RNA, 303 nt
Organism: Paramecium pentaurelia
Lineage: Eukaryota; Ciliophora; Oligohymenophorea; Peniculida; Parameciidae
Source: the annotation of a GenBank genome assembly
AUGUACUAAUUAAGAUUACAUAAAUUUUUAGAAACUCAGAAUAUGUACAAACAUAAUAAAAUGAAAACUAUUAAAAAUGGUUCGGAAUUAUAAGAUGCUAAUGCAGUUAUUAUUAUUAAAAAAAGGAAAAAUUAUAUUUUAUCCAAAUUAUAUCCAUAUUACUACUUAAGAUAUGUUUCAAUAUUACUUGAAUAUAUUAAUGUACAUGAAAUAAAAUCCUUUUUAGAUGAAAUAAACAAACAAAAUUCAAAAAUUGGCCACAAAAAAAAUAAUUUUGAUAUCCUAUACGCUCUUAUUUGUUGA